CCCAUGGUCCGGGUCAAUUUCGGUUUUUGGGAGCAAAGUCAGACCAAAGUAAAAACGACAUCGUUUUAAAGGAGUUCAGUGACUGCGGACUCCGAAACGUUCGAAACCCCCAAAAAGGACCGGUUUUCUGGCCAUUUCCCAAGUUGGAAAGCAAAUCCAAACCCCAAGAGCAGCUUCCAAACAAACAGACUGAAGAAGAUGCCAUCCGAAGAUGCUAAGGCUGUGAAGAAAGAGGACACAUGCGAAAACAGCUUGAGGUCCCCCCUGGAAUCUCGCAAGAAGAAACCCGUAAAUGCCAAUGCUAAACCGAAGGUAGUGAAGAAAGAAGAGGUAAAAGAUGAAGAUGGCGAUUUUGAUAAACCCAUUAAGAGAGUUGCUGCUGCUGGCGCCAAAGAGUCCAGAGUCAAGAAGGAACCCAAUGACGUUCUUGAUGACGACAAACCCAUCUCUAAGAACAACUCCACAACCACUACUAAUGCUGCUAAGACUGAUACUAGGAAUGGGGAGAAGGAGCCGAAGAAGAAGAAAAAGAAGGGUGAGGAGAAGAAAGAAGAAGUGCAACAGAACGGGAAAAAGAGAGAGAAGAAGGUUUAUGAUCUGCCUGGUCAGAAACGAGACCCGCCCGAGGAGAGAGACCCUCUCAGAAUUUUCUAUGAGACACUGUAUAAGCAGGUUCCGAAUAGUGAAAUGGCACAAUUCUGGAUGAUGGAGUCUGGUUUGCUCUCAUUUGAUGAGGCAAAGGAAGUUUUUGAGAAGAAACAGAAGAGGAAUCAGCAGCAAAAGUUGAGUUCUCCCAAAAAAUCAGUUUCUACUGUGAAGAAAAAGCCACCACCACCAUCUCUUGUUUCAUCAGGUAAAAAUAAGACAACUGACUCCAGACUUGCUGUGAACCAGUGUAAGAAGAGAAAGGUUGAAGAUAAAAGGUCUGAGGAAGAUUCUGAUGAUGAAUUUAUGGUUAAAAAGUUGGCAAAGAAACAGAAAGCCAAGUAAUUCAUGUUAAUCAUUAACCCCUAAUUGUUGUGUUUCAUCUAUUUACUUUCUCCUGAUGAACAUGAACAUUAUAUUUUUAGUGAUUGUUUACCGAUUAAAUAUACUUGAAAAUCAAAAUUUAGCUCUUGA
Mangifera indica (mango) is the source of this 1119-nucleotide messenger RNA. RefSeq names its product FACT complex subunit SSRP1-A-like. The transcript has 4 exons. NCBI's taxonomy places the organism in Eukaryota, Viridiplantae, Streptophyta, Magnoliopsida, Sapindales, Anacardiaceae. The record is from RefSeq and is a predicted model, not a curated record. The coding region runs from base 199 to 990 and encodes 263 amino acids.